This is a messenger RNA of Aspergillus wentii DTO 134E9, 1038 nucleotides long. RefSeq names its product zinc-dependent alcohol dehydrogenase family protein. The transcript has 3 exons. Lineage: Eukaryota; Fungi; Ascomycota; Eurotiomycetes; Eurotiales; Aspergillaceae. Gene Ontology annotation, molecular function: oxidoreductase activity; zinc ion binding. Bases 1 to 1038 code for a protein of 345 amino acids. The record is from RefSeq and is a predicted model, not a curated record.
AUGAAUGGGUUGGUGUACACCGCGGCGAACACUGUCGAAAUACAGGAUCGACCUAUACCUCAAAUCGAAUGCCCGACGGAUGCAGUUGUUAAGAUGAUGCACAGUUCAAUAUGUGGAACUGAUCUUCAUAUCCUCAAAGGGCAUGUACCAACCGUAGACCACGGGCGAAUCCUGGGUCACGAAGGUGUUGGUACAAUUGUUUCUCUGGGGUCUAAUGUUGAUGGGUUUUUCAUUGGCGACAUCGUCCUAAUCUCUUGCAUAACAGCAUGUGGGGUAUGCCCUGCUUGUACCAAAGGUUUACGUUCCCACUGCGGUAGUGGUGGCUGGAUACUAGGCAAUGUUAUUGAUGGGACACAAGCAGAAUAUGUGCGUAUUCCUCAGGCAGCUGCAUCGCUGUACAAGAUUCCAGGAAACAUUGAUUCUGCAGCGUGUGUUGCACUGUCUGAUGCUUUCCCAACUGGAUUGGAGUGCGGCGCUAUGAAUUCUCAAGCGCAACCCGGUAAUUCAGUUGCUAUUGUUGGGGCUGGACCUGUUGGCCUGUCGGCCAUGUUGACAGCGAAACUAUACAGUCCCGCCACACUAGUUGUGAUUGAUGUCGAUGAGAGCAGACUAGAUCACGCGAGGAAGCUUGGUGCAGAUAUCGUGAUCAAUCCUCAAGCAUCUGACGCCAUGGAAACCCUGGAUUCCAUCAAUGAAGGGCAGGGAUUUGACUCGGUUAUCGAAGCAGUAGGAAGCUCAGAAUCCUUUGAGAUGUGCCAAAAAUUGGUCGCUCCUGGAGGUUCAAUAGCGAAUAUUGGGGUUCAUGGCCAGAAGGUCGAUCUUUACCUUAACGAGCUUUGGGACCAUAACAUUAGCAUCAAAACGCGAUUGGUGGACACCACAACUAUUCCAACACUUUUGCGACUGUGCCGAACAGGCCGCCUCAAUCCUUCUGCUAUAUUCACGCAUCACUAUCCCUUUUCGGAGAUUUCGACGGCUUAUGAGAAAUUCGGUAAUGCGAAACAGGAGAAAACGUUAAAAGUUUCAAUUAAAUUCUAG